UUGAGACAUCGGCUCCAUGUGAAACUGGAUAGCAAGCCUAAAGUUACGACACACACGAGCAGCAAGCACCUAGUCGUCGACGACGACGUAGUACUUCUUGUGCAGCCGUUUCGUCAGGUGCGGUCGGUCCGCGUCGGUCGCGGGCGGCGGCGCGUCGCCGAAGAGUUGCCACAUCGCUUUGGAGUGGCCCGGCACGCGCCGGUCGGGCCGGCCCACCGGCUGGCCACGCCAGUGGAGCGUCCCCCACGCCUUGCCGAGGCGGAUGCUGCCGUCGUCGCGGACCGCUCUCUUAUUAUACUUGAGCUUGGUGAUUUGCCAGAAGCAGUCGGGGCCCGUCCAGGUCGGCUUCGUCACGCGCGCCCCAAUGCCGUAGUUGCGCAGCGGCCAGAGCACUUCCAGCAGGCGGCGGCCGGGGCCGAGGCGGCCCAUCCCUCUAACGCUAUCGCACGUCGGCUAGGCGUAUAGUGCGCUUGCACACCCGCAGUGGUUUCAGGCGCCGCGCAGCUACAGGUCGCAGCGAUCCCAGGCGUGCAGCGCGCAGCGAGUAGACGUCCAGAAGGGGUGCUUGCGCGGUCGCGCAGUGCUGUGAUCGCGUGAGCUGGCUGCUUGGUCGCGC
Pelagomonas calceolata is the source of this 616-nucleotide messenger RNA. NCBI's taxonomy places the organism in Eukaryota, Pelagophyceae, Pelagomonadales, Pelagomonadaceae. The record is from the annotation of a GenBank genome assembly.